This is a messenger RNA of Acanthoscelides obtectus, 204 nucleotides long. The record is from the annotation of a GenBank genome assembly. NCBI's taxonomy places the organism in Eukaryota, Metazoa, Arthropoda, Insecta, Coleoptera, Chrysomelidae.
AUGCCUCCAAGCAGUAAAUCAUUAUUGGACAGUGUUUUUUUGUGGAAAAUAGUAGUACAAAUUGUGAACAAGAUUAGAGCUCAAGCGUUACAAAGAUUAUUCAAAACCUUGGUCGAUGAAAUUGACAGUCAAUACGGGAAACUACUUCUUUCCCCCUUGCCACUACUUCUUCCGUGUUGCUUUGAAAGUGAAAGCGUUAUUUAG